CCAACCCGCGCAAGUUGGUAAUGGUAACGCCAGUGAGUUGAGUUAAGUCGGUCGUGUUGUCUGCCUUGGUUGUGCAUAACACACACCUCCCCGCCCAUCAUAGACGCUUUUUAUUUCCUGCUGGGUGGGUGCCGAGCACAAAAUGCAGGCUAUCAAGUGUGUCGUCGUCGGCGACGGUGCCGUUGGUAAAACAUGCCUUCUCAUCAGUUACACCACGAAUGCCUUCCCAGGAGAAUACAUCCCCACAGUAUUCGACAAUUAUUCUGCCAAUGUUAUGGUGGAUGGAAAACCUAUCAACCUUGGGUUAUGGGAUACGGCAGGUCAAGAAGAUUACGACAGGCUACGACCACUUUCCUACCCACAGACUGAUGUUUUCCUUAUUUGUUUCUCGUUGGUGAACCCAGCAUCAUUUGAAAACGUUAGAGCUAAGUGGUACCCAGAAGUAAGGCAUCACUGUCCGAGCACCCCUAUCAUCUUGGUGGGCACAAAGUUGGAUUUGAGAGAAGACAAAGAAACCAUCGAGAAGUUAAAAGACAAGAAACUGGCCCCCAUCACAUACCCACAGGCCCUGUCCAUGGCCAAGGAAAUUGGUGCAGUCAAAUACCUGGAGUGCAGCGCCCUCACGCAGAAGGGACUGAAGACAGUGUUCGACGAAGCGAUCCGCGCCGUCUUGUGCCCCGUCAUGCCAGUGAAGCCAAAGAGGAGAUGUGCCCUGCUGUAAGGGUGUCCACCGACAAGUGCCACGUUUCCUCCUCACAUAUCUAAUGUUAAUUCACUGCAAGAAUGGACAGCAUAAUGGUCUUGUUUGCCUUCACUCGCAUGCGACGGCAAGUAAGCAACACAACACUACUACUACUACUGCAAAAUGGAGUUUUUAAUUGAGGGAGAGAAAGAGAAAAAAUUGGCUAGAGAAAAAAUACACACGGUGCUGAAACACCCACUCUCUAUGUAUGUGAUGCUGAUGUUCAAGAGAAGGAACGGCGGACUCCUCCUCGGCAAGAGCAGCCAGCUUUUGUUUUUUGGUGGGACCAAUUCGCUUUGAGUUUUGCGGUCAGGAUGCUUGCCCAGUUUUUGUCCCUGCCAUCAAAUGGUCUCUAGAGGUCGAAUACAACCUCUUGCUCAGGAGAAGCCGCCGUUGAUGCUUUUUCAAAUUUAGUAAAUCUUUAGGACUUUUGAGAAGCAGUACCAUUUUUGUAUGAAGCUUCGUCAAAGAUGAUUACAUCCCUGUGUUGGCGAAAAUCGUACCAGAUAUUUUGGAUGAUGUAAACACGCGGUUUGCAAUUGGCUCUGGAAAAGUCUCUCAAUAAUUUUUAUAUGAAAACAAAUCUUUGAAAAUGUUUAAAUCAAAAUUAGCCAUUUUAGCUGCUACAGCUCCCAUUUCUGAGAUGAGAAUCGAUUUUGUUGCUUAACAAAAUUCUCAUUUGCUAAAGGUGACGAUGAGCAAAAUCCACUCCUGAUUGUUUCUUCCCAGCUUUGCAUGCUUGUCUAAUUAUGAUAACAACACAAAUUUGAUGAGGGUGGAAGUUAUUUAAGUUUUAAAUUUUAUAAAGUUAUCAGCACAAGUUUUCCACGCAAUAAUUAAUUAAAAUCAGAAUUUUGUUGCAGGAGACAUUAUCAUGCUUCAUUAUGUCUUGGAAAAGGAUUAUCAAGUUAAUUAAUCAGACUAUGGAGAGAAGUUGAUAAUCGUCUAAUAUUGUAAAAUGCAUUUAUUUCACAAUAACUAUGUUCUUUUGUCUUUAAUUUCCUAAAAAUACUAUAAUUAUACCACCCGUUCACACACACACACACACACACACGUUAGAACUCACGACCUCUUCUUGUGAAUGAGUGAUAGCAAGAUAUAAUGGAGAGUAUAUUUUUGCUAGGUGCAAAGAAAGUUAGUUUAAGAAAGUGUUUAUCCUUUGAAGGAUUACUUAAAACGGUUAGCUUUGAUUUAUGACGGAUGAGUUUUUCCUCGGAAAGAAGCAUUCAUUGCAGAAGGCCUAUUUACAUGCAGUAUUGUUUUACACAGAGAAAAUAUAAAAAAUAUUUCGGAAGUGAAAAUGCUUGAAUGAUGAAUGUUUGUUAACGCGUAAGUUUCAUUUUCGGGGAAAGUGACUUGUAGUUUCUACAUAUAAACAUUUUAUUCCUAAUCAACCUUCCUUCUGUGCAAGUGCAAAAUAAUGCUUUGGUUACUCUCUCAAGUGUCACCGAGUAAAUCACCUCUCCUGGAAAGGCCCGUUGUUCACAGUUUAGGGCCGUUAAGGUUGAUUGGUUAUUCGUCCACACUACUACACAUACGCAUCUUCCUACCAAUUCACGCACUCUCUCCCUGCAGUUUUAGUGGCAGAAACUUGUGUACCGAUUUCGCGUUGCAAGCCAACUCAUCCUUCGAACAAACAAAUGCCGCUCUUAUUGUCUGGGAUGAAAUGGGAAAAAGAAUAACUACUAAUGAUUAUCUCUUGUUGUUGCAUUUGUUGAGAAAUUUACAACAUCGUCCUACACUAGCUGAUCGACAUAAUUGAUUUCCUUUAACAGAUGUAAAAUGUCCACAUUGCUGUUGUUAAUUUGGAGCUCAUAAUAAAAAAAUAAUAAUUAACAUUGAGGAACUCGCUAACUGACGAAAUCGAUUGAUGAUGCCUCGGGAAAAAUACCCAUGUUUGGAUUUAAAUGGAUAGGUGGAAUAUUGAACAGCAACAUACUGUGUGUAACCUGUACCACAAAUUGAAAUUUUCCAGAAAAAUCUUAACUGUGUAUGCUAGUAUUUCCAAAUAAAAAUAAUAAAAAUAAUGCAUUGAAAUCUUGUAA
Cloeon dipterum is the source of this 2787-nucleotide messenger RNA. It is a transcript of the gene Rac1, whose product is annotated as ras-related protein Rac1. Gene Ontology annotation, biological process: establishment or maintenance of cell polarity; engulfment of apoptotic cell; regulation of actin cytoskeleton organization. NCBI's taxonomy places the organism in Eukaryota, Metazoa, Arthropoda, Insecta, Ephemeroptera, Baetidae. The coding region runs from base 143 to 721 and encodes 192 amino acids. The transcript is spliced from 6 exons. Gene Ontology annotation, cellular component: cell projection; cytoskeleton; cytoplasmic vesicle. The record is from RefSeq and is a predicted model, not a curated record. Gene Ontology annotation, molecular function: protein kinase binding; GTP binding; GTPase activity.